Molecule: messenger RNA, 1591 nt
Organism: Limulus polyphemus (Atlantic horseshoe crab)
Lineage: Eukaryota; Metazoa; Arthropoda; Merostomata; Xiphosura; Limulidae
Product: ubiquitin-conjugating enzyme E2 R2-like
Exons: 5
Coding region: 127-846 (239 amino acids)
Biological process (GO): ubiquitin-dependent protein catabolic process; protein polyubiquitination
Molecular function (GO): ubiquitin conjugating enzyme activity
Source: RefSeq, a predicted model, not a curated record
GGGACAAUAAGGUAUCUUCAUUGUUUAGAGUUAUAGCAGCCAUUCGUUGAAGUAGUUUGACACUUUAGAAAACUGUACUCUAGGCUUAUAUAAAAUAAGUUAAAAUCUUUGUUCACGGGCUGAAAGAUGGCUCAACAACCCACAAGCAGUGCGUUGAGAGCCCUUGCCCUGGAGUUUAAAAGUCUGCAAGAAGAACCCGUUGAAGGUUUUAGGGUGAAACUUAUAAAUGAUGAAAACUUAUUUGAAUGGGAAGUGGCAAUUUUCGGACCUCCUACUACUCUUUACGAAGGCGGUUAUUUCAAGGCUCAUGUGAAAUUCCCUCCUGAUUACCCUUAUUCACCUCCGACUAUCCGUUUCAUGUCAAAAGUGUGGCAUCCUAAUGUGUAUGAAAAUGGUGACCUGUGUAUAUCUAUUCUUCAUCCUCCUAUUGAUGACCCACAGAGUGGUGAGUUACCUUGUGAGCGCUGGAACCCAACACAAAAUGUUAGAACAAUAUUGUUGAGUGUGAUAUCUCUACUCAAUGAACCCAAUACCUUUUCUCCUGCUAAUGUGGAUGCUUCAGUUAUGUAUAGACGUUGGAAAGAAUCUAGAGGAAAGGACAAGGAGUAUGAAAACAUUGUCAGAAAACAGAUUGCAGCAAGCAGAACAGAAGCUGAGAAAGAUAAUGUGGUUGUGCCAACAACAUUAGAUGAAUACUGUAUUAGACAGAAACCUAGACCACAGGAAUCUGAGGCAGACAUGACAGACUUUUAUGUUGACGAUUAUGGAGAUGAUCUUGAUGAUGAUGAAGAGGAAGAAGAGGAAUAUAAUGAAGAUGAUGAAGAUUCAGGAAAUGAAGAAUCAUGAUGAUGCUCAUUUUAUUUUCUAGGAUCAUUUCAUUGUUUCUUCAUACAUCAAAAUCAACAAAAAAGGUGUGCAUCUACUGGUGGACACUUUUUUUUCGCAUUACACAUCAGGUUUGAGACAGUAAAUUUGGGCAGUAUUUUGGCAGCCACUUUUAAGGGAAAAAAAUUCUCUUUAUCUACUAGCUGACUAACACAAAAUAGAAACACACUAACUCAAAAAGAAUAUUAUCCAUUUAAUUGUAUUGUUAGUCAUUAAAAUUGUUUUAUAUAGAUUGGAUGAUUUUAUAAUACAUCUCAAUUCUAAAAGAACACAAUUAUAUAUCUAACAACAAUGUAAGAAGAAGCAAACUUCACCACCAUGUGUAAUGUAAUUGACAUUAUAGUGUAAAUUAUUAUCUAUAUUUUUCUCUUGCAAUAGUGACUUUUUUUCCAGGUAAAGUAUUUUUGCAUAAUGUAGAAAACUGCACAAAUUAUUAUAUAUCUAGCUUAUUUUUUAAAGAGAAUUAAUUACAUGUAGAAAACAGAUUUUUGCAUGUAAUGCUUCUUGCAUUUUUUAUUAUAGAAAAUUUUUGUAUUACAUGUAGUUUGUUUUUAUUUUUUCUUGACUUACAAUCACUGUAUUUCUAUUUAUAAAUGUAGAUGUACAUCUGUGUAGGUUAAACUUUAAAUUUACAUAACUUACUGUUCGGGCAUGGAGGACCUAUGUGUGAAAUAAAAGUGUAAAGUUGUUAUAUACACCAUUUUAA